Messenger RNA from Cyanistes caeruleus (blue tit), 7261 nucleotides. Lineage: Eukaryota; Metazoa; Chordata; Aves; Passeriformes; Paridae. The record is from RefSeq and is a predicted model, not a curated record.
UAGUUGGCAGCACGGAAGGCAGUACGAAGAGUACAAGUGGAGGCAGUUGCAACAGUUUCCUUAGAGGCAUGCUCAGUGAGUUGCAGGGGCACUCAGACACAUUCAGUUAGUAUGUGGAAAUGUAGGAAUUCCAGCAGUCUUUAAGGAACAGAUGUAGGCUACUAGCUGAGAGGUAUAACAGCAUAGAUGAGGCUGGCUAAAUACCAGUACUCAUGCUGCUAUGUAAACAAAACAAGAUCUUAGUAUCAAGAUGGCCGACCUGGAAGUCUACUUGUAGCUCAUAAUACUUAUGCAAAUGAGCUGCACAUCAGUGGCUUACUCAGAGGAGGAAGCUCAUUUUGCACGUGCCAUCUUCUCACCAGUUCUUAAAUUUCUGACAACUUACAUCAAAAUUGCUGUGGAGGAUUUCAACUGAGAACUGCUUUUUAUGAACCACUACUUAAAAGGGGCCCUGUUCUUGUAUUGUGCUACCAGAGGAUUCUCACUAGUGGAUCACCUAUUAGGGACUUGUUCAAGGAAUACGAAGAAAUUGUAUUUAGCAUGUAGACAGCUCUGGAAAGGUUUAACAGUUCACCUGGAGUUCAUAAGUCAUCUGACUGAAAAUGGUUAUGUGAUGAGAACUUUUUUCCAUCUCAGGGCUAAGAUGGAUAGCACAGAGGAACCUCAGAGAAAAGUCUUUAAAGCACGAAAAACAAUGAGAGUAAGUGAUCGGCAACAACUCGAAGCUGUCUAUAAGGUUAAAGAGGAGCUGUUGAAGACAACUGAAGUGAAACUGUUAAAUGGAAAACAUGAGAAUGGAGAUUCUGAUAUAAAUUCCCUUUUAAGCAAUACAGACUGUACAGAAGACAAGAAAGAAAUUAAUGGUAUGGUUGACUUGUGUGUUAACUCUGAAGAAAGAAGAGCAGCUUGUGAUGAAAUUAGUGAGACCAAAAGCCCUGAAAGUAGGGGAGAAAACAUAGCCAAUGACAUAGAAUCCAAACCUUUAAUGCUGUCUUCAGAAAAUGUUACUCUAGAGCAAGCUAAAGAUACUGACAUUGCAGUAAAAUGUGAGGCUGAAAAUGGAGUUGGUAGCAGUAAAGAUAACUUCCAUGAAGAAAAUAAUAAAAAAGAUCAUUUGGACCAAAGAAAGAAUGAUAUCCCAUUGGAAGGUGAAAGUAAAUCAGUUGGUGAUAAUAGUGACUCUUCUGAAGAGAAGGGAGAAACAAAUGACUUACCUGUUAAUUCCAGUUCAUCUGGUGAGGGAAGGAGGACUGAAGAUGUAACUGUUGAAGAGACUGUUGGAGAAGCAGCCAUCUCUAGCAGUAUGGAAGCUGACCUGGAAAAACAAGAAGGCAGUGCAGAACUUCCAGAAACCACUGUUUUGAAAGCAAUAGAUGAGCCAAGUGAAAGCAUCUUGGACAAUACUGACUGUAUGGAAACAGAUGACAUUAUUCCAAUUCUGGAAAAACUAGCCCCUGCUGAAGAUGAUCUGAGCUGUUUUAGUAAAAGUUCUCUGCUUCCAGGGGAUGACUCAGUCCCAGAUUUAGAAGAGAAAAUAGACAAUUGUUUGGGUUCACCAUCCAAGCAGGAAAGCAAUGAAAGUCUGCCAAAAGAGGCUUUCUUGGUGCUGUCUGAUGAAGAGGAUCCCUGUGAUGAGAAGGAGGAACACGUUGAAGGGAUACUACCAAACAAGUCAAGUCUUCCAGAAGAGGUGGAGGGGGAGAAAAAAAAGGAGUGUGAAGAUAAAGAAGAAGAGGCCCACAAAGAAGAAGAUAAACAAAUAGAAAAAAGAAUUCCUCAUGAGGAGUUGUAUCUAAUGGUUCCAGGUGAAGCAUCAAAAAGAAAGCGUUCCAAAUCUGAAGACAUGGACAAUGUUCAGUCUAAACAUCGUCGGUACAUGGGAGAAGAUUAUGAAGCAGAACUCCAAGUAAAAAUUACAGCCAGAAAGGAUGUUGACCUAAAAUUACAAAAGAUUAUCCAGAGACUGUUAGAAGAAAAACUUACCGCUUUACAGUGUGCGGUAUUUGACAAGACUCUGGCAGACUUGAAAACCCGAAUGGAGAAGGUAGAAUGCAACAAGAGGCAUAAAAAUGUGCUUACUGAAAUGCAGGCUAAAAUUGCAAGAUUGACAAAGCGGGUUGGAGCAGCCAAGGAGGACUUGAAGAAGAGACAGGAAAAUGUGGCAAAUGCACCUGUAUCUCCAGGGAAAGCAGCCCCUGACACUGCAAACGUGAACAAUGCCACAUAUCGAAAUGCUGGCACAGUGAGGCAAAUGCUGGAGUCAAAGAGGAAUGUAGGAGAGACCACACCAGCAACUUUUCAAGCUCCUGUGAAUCCAGUGCCUGCUUCCAGUCUUGCUGCUUCUCCAGCAGUUGUCAGUGGACAUCCUAAGCUUUCGACUCCAGUGUCCUCCACCAGCUCUUUGACAACAGCAGUGCUUCCCACAGCUAACACGGCUACAGUUGUAGGCACUAACCAAGUGCCCACUGGCAGCACUCAGUCAGUGUCUGUCUCACUGCAGUCUUUGCCCGUAAUCCUGCAUGUACCUGUGGCAGUGUCGUCCCAGACGCCGCUUCUGCAAAGCCACACAGGGACUUUGGUCUCUAACCAGCAGUCAGGCAACGUUGAAUUUAUAUCUGUACAAAACUCAUCUACAGUUGGUAGCCUUACCAAAACUACAGUGUCUUUGGCAUCAACUAAUACAACUAAACCAAAUAACAUCCCACAUGUGCCCAGUCCUGGUAUUCAAAGGAACCCUACACCCAGUGCUGGGUCAAUAGGCACAACAUUGGCAGUACAGGCUGUUCCUACUACUCAUCCUGUUGCCCAGACCACAAGGACUUCUUUGCCCACAGUGGGUGCUCCAGGACUUUAUAAUGCAGCCACCAGUCGACCGCCGCUGCAGAUGAAGAUUCCUCUCACUGCAUUUAAUAGUACAGCUCCUACUGAGCCUCCCACCAUUGCAGCACCCAAGAUUGAAAACCAGACCAGCAGGCCACCAACAGAUACUUCGGCAAACAAGCGACCUGCUGAGGGAACAACACAGCAGUUGAAACAGGAAGAGACCUCAUCAGAAAAUAAAGAAGCAGUAGAAGCAGCACAGAUGAAUUUUAACUUCCCUGAGGAUGUCCUCUUUGGCUUGGAGGAAGAGGAAGAGGAUGCUAAGAGCAUCAAAAACACCCACAAGCAGACUGGCUGGGCAGCUAACCUAUUAAAACAGUGGCUGGCCAAAAAUGGCAAGGAUCCUAGCUUUGAAUUGGUCCCAGUAAGUGAACUCAAUGAUAUCUUAAGAGAAUUUUAUUACACAAUAAGAAAUCAUGAUGGAAAUACCUACAGUGUGGCAAGCUACAAGUCAAUGCGUGCUGGCUUAAACCGGCAUCUCAAAAUGCCACCUUAUAAUCGUCAGAUUUGCUUAAUGAAGGACAAAGAGUUUGCCAGUGCAAACAUGGUCUUUAUGAGUGUGCUGAGGAUGCUGCGCCUGCAGGGAAAGGAUGAGACUCACCACCAUCCUCCUAUAGCUGCCGAGGACUUGCGUAAGAUUAAGCAGUCUGGUGUGCUGGGUUUGCACAGUCCCCUGGCACUCGUCAACAAGGUGUGGUUUGAUUUGCAGUUGCAUUUUGCCAAGCGAGGGAGGGAAAUUCUAAGAGAUCUGGCUCCGGAUGCAUUUGUUGUUGAGAAGGACAAGAACGGGCGUCGAUACGCUAUGUUUAGAUACCCUGGCAAAGGCAAAAACGGAGAAGAUCCUCAUAAAAUGGGUAAAAUGUAUGAUAUGCCUGGGGACCCAAACUGUCCUGUUUUUUCCUUGGAACUUUAUUUGUCCAAGUUGCCUCCAGAGCCCCCUGCCUUUUACCUGCACCCUCUAAAGCUAACAUCAGAGCAAAUGCAAGAACAGCCUGUCUGGUACAAAAGAGAACCAAUGGGUGUGAACUACCUGGGUACCAUGAUGCCCAGGAUCAGUGUGGCAGCCAGGCUCUCCCAGCGGUACACCAAUCAUUCUCUCCGAACUACCACCAUCCAGCUACUCUGUGAAGCAGGACUGGGGCCUAGGGAAAUAAUGGCAGUGACAGGCCAUCGCUCUGAGUCUGCUAUUAGGCACUACUGGGGAUCUGCAGAGGUUCGCUACAGGGCCUGGUCAGAUAUAAUGGAAAAUAAUGCCCCCAAUUAUCGAUAUCGCAAGAUCCCAAAUGAAGCAAUACAAGAAUCAGUAUCUGGUGCAUCCACAUCUUCUGUAAAACAUAUUGUUCUAGAACAAAACAAAACUUUAUUCCCUACAAAAUCUGUCGUGCCACCUGGCACUAACUCUGUGGCUUUAGUCCCUGAGGGACACCCAGCUCUGAAUUGCAAAAGCCCGAUGCUGUUGAACCACAGUUCGUCCAAGGUGUUUCUCCCCAAGAGCAUGACCAGUUGGAACCUAAUUGCCAGUCCCCUUCAAGGCUGUUGUAGCAAACCUGUCAUUAGAAAGCAUGUGAUGAAACAAGAACCAAUGACUUGAUGCUUCUCUAAUACAACUGAUUCCAGACUUACUGCUAAAAUGGAAAUAUUAUCAGGUUUGGUUUUUUAACUUGGUCUACUGAGGAAAUUUCUUACGGUCUAGUUCAGCAAGUGUUCACACUCAAGAAGUGAGCUAUGGAGCAGAAAUUUAAACAGAGCAGGGCUUGGAGUUUGUAUGACUUUUUGUGGCAGCUGGGACUCUUCCAAGUGGCUGAGCAGAGCUAUUUAAAAAACAUUAAAGGGAGAUACUGAUUUCCACUUAGCUGAAGAUACACUUUCUUCACUAAGAGUGUGGCUUUUAUAUUUUGUGAAGAGUGUUAUUUAUCAUACCAUUUUGUGCCUGCUGGCACUAAUGUAGCAUCUUACAAAUCAAGUACUUGAUUACUGGGGAGCACCAGGAAAGCAGAAGCUGAAUGAAAUAGACAGAGAUACACCACAGAUAUGUACAUACGCAUGAAAACACCUGGAACUGCUUAACCACUGUCACCCUCUGUUUAAAUUGUUAUCAAACCUUCCAGAGGACUGUGCCUUUAUUUUCUUUGUUUUUUAAGUCUUUUUCUAAAUUGAUUUUCUCUGUGAGCUGCAGAUUUGCAUUACAGGUCUUUCCUUUUCCUAUUGAAUAUUUUUGGCUUAAGAUUCCAGUCAUUCUGUUCUCUGAGGGCAUUGUUGAUAUGUGUGGUAUUAAAAUUGGGAUCUGUUUGGCUGUGCAUGAAAUGGGGAAAACAUCCUCAAAAGAGCUGAAAACAAUUUCUUGCUUAGAUCCCAGGUAAUUAGUGCUUGUGUUGUCUCUGUGCCUAACUUAUGAGAGGGUGGUUUGUUGUUUUUUUUUUUAAUUUCCUCUCACCAGCCCCCUUCAUUACAUGUCACAUCAUCUUUACACUCUAGUCUUCGUCAGUAUAUAUAAUUCCCAAGAAAUGCAUCUUGUUCUUCCCCACUGAACCCUGUCCAAAUAUUGUUUUUGGUUUUAUCUUCUUCACAUUAGUACUGGUCCUGUUAUUAUCUUUUCCAUAGAUUUUUACAGGUGAGAAAUUGUCAGCAUAGUGGAUGUGAAUAAUUUUCACCAUGGAUUCUGACAAGAGAUCUUCCUGUAAAUAAAAAUAGAAAAUUUGAUAUAAAAUCACAGAUUAUAGUUGGUCCACUUUGGAAUAAGACUUAAGUGUAGCAUUUAAAACUGUUUUCCAUUAUAUUAACAAUGAAAUAGAAAUUGCUUUGUCCUUUUCAAAUGUGUGUACGCAUAUGCACUUCAUAUUCACGAUUUAUCACACCGAGGACCUCACAAGUGUUGCUGUUGCUCAACAGUGGACAAAAUAGAGAAAAAUCACAGCUGAAAUGACAAAUUGACCAUGAUAAACUCUUAAUUGUGUGGAGAACUUCCUUGCUGGGAUAGGCUUUCAAAUUUUGAAUGAGAUUUAUCACUCUGUUAUAGGGUAUAGUCUAUACCUAUAGACUAUACCCUAUAGUCUAGACACUGCUAUAGUCUGUACAGAGGACUUGAUGCCUGAAUUUUGGAGUUUUUAUCCUGGCUGAUACUAUUUACCUUUGUGGCCUUGUGUAGGUUAUUCAUACUUACUGCAUCAAUUUUCCAAAGUGUAAGACCAACACAGUGCUCCAUUUUUGAAUUGGUCAUGAUAAAGGUUAAAAUGUUUCAAAAGUUCUUUAGUGAUCUUAAACUCAUCUAUGAUUGAGAUAGUUGAUCAGAUGUAAUUGUUAAUAUAAAAAUUACUUCUGCACAGUCCUACUUCCUUAGUAGGAGCAGUUAAUUCAUUACAUCAAUGGGUAAAGGAAAGAAAGCGUGAAUAAUUUUGACAAGCCUAAAGUAAAUCAGUUAGAGAUGGUAGAGAAAGUGAUCCUUUCUAACGGUGAGAAGAAAAAGUGAAAAGGAACAAAGAACAAAUAUUUCUCAAAGUACACAAGAACUGUGCAGUAAUUUAUUCUAGGAUAUUUUAGGGUAGCAUAGAUUUCCUAAUUUUAGGGACUCAUAGAAUUAAUAACUCAGUAAAACUGGCAAAAUUAAUUUCUAAAUUUAAUCUAAACUUUCACCAGAAUGGGUAUGUAUUACUGUCCCCGCCAAAAGGAAUGUUCCUGUCUUUGUCUCAGGAAGUUGCUUCUUCCAGCAUAUUGGCAUUGAAUGUCUGCCCUCCAGGAACAAGAAAAGUAUGUUGCCAGAAGAUGAUUCUGUGUUCCCCCUUGCUGCAUACUGUGGUCAUGCAGACCACACGUCCUGCUCUGGUUCUAAGUGUGUCUAGGUGACUUAGUGCAACAGCAAAUUGCUGAUGGCUUUGUUCUUUAACAUUAAUCUAGUUGGUGAUUAAAAUAGAAGAAGGGGCUCUCUUGACCAGUCUUGGCAUGUCUCAUUCUUUUUGAUUAUCAUUUGGCUUCUAACUUGACUUCUGUUCUGUUGGCUUGUAAUUGUGUAUUUUUGGAUUCUCAUUUGUUAAAUUCUAAUUCUGUUGGCACAAACUAUACAAUGUCCUCUUACUGCCUUCAGUUUGAACCUGAUACUUCAAAGCUACUGACUGCAGUAUUACUACCUUCUGGGUAUUUGUAUGGGAGAAUUUUUUUUUAAAAAGAAAGUAUUCCUCGUUUGGGCUGGAAGUAUUAUUAUCACAAGAUCUGGGAUCAUUAUUUACUAAGCUUUCUGGUAAAUUUGAAUUAUUUCUAAUUAGUAGAACAUCUUUCUAACCUUACAGGACUGAAAAAAUCUCUCCUGUUUCCCCUCCCACCUAAUGUGUUAAAUGAAUCUUUCCUACAUGUAUUUUAUUUCUAGAAAAACAGAAGUAAACAAAAAACU